AGUAGGGCAAGCGGCUUAUUGCUGUCUUUCUUCUAUAGAGAAUCAGAAAAGAUGGUCGCGCGGUGUCUUGUUUGCCGAGAGUGUCGAGCGCUUGGCGCUUCUUCGAGUAUCUGGAAAGCUCGGGCGGCGCCCCUGCGGUUUCUUCACGGCUGCGGGCCAGCAGGGUCUCUGUGCCCGUUGCCGCGGUCUCUGUUUGCCCAGGCCUUGACGACGUGCAUAGCCCACGGAAGUUCCACAGGGAUGGGGCCCCGGGUAUUGGGGCGGGCCCAGUCUGUGCCCGGGACGUAGCUAGGUACGCAUGUCAAAAAAUAGAUACAAAAGACGGCGCCGCGCCACUGACUUGCCCGGGCGCCUGCUUCAGGGCGUAGCGCCCGCCCCGCUGCCUGCGUGCGCGAACGCGCGCGCGGGGGCUGGUAGUUUUCCGC
Messenger RNA from Amoebophrya sp. A120, 425 nucleotides. The record is from the annotation of a GenBank genome assembly. NCBI's taxonomy places the organism in Eukaryota, Dinophyceae, Syndiniales, Amoebophryaceae.